AUGAGCCUGCAGAUAUCAGGAGAUGCGAAGGGGAGGGCGGAGGACGAGAUUUGUGCCUGCCGUGAAAGGGCCGCUGGGGUCGCCCGCGACACAGAUCUCAGACGCUUUGAGCUUCACCACAGCGCUGCGACGCGCCGCAAGACGUCCGCAAACCGCAGACGAGUCGAAGCAACAUCCGAGUCAGGUGCCUCGUCUCAACCUGCCCGGCAGCUGGUAGACCUUCUGGAAGCAUGCGCCUUGCAGCAAUCGCGCGCGGAGAGCGGACUCCACUCCGCGCGUGCAGCAACGGCGUUGCACAGCCUUGCCGCACCCACGGCUGUCAAAAAGAGCCCGCAAGAGCCCGCAAGAGGGCGGAAAACAGCGGGCGGGCCCCGAAGUAGGUGUCGCAUCGUCGUUACUAGCCACCGGGACAAGUCUGGAGACGUCUGA
Messenger RNA from Parastagonospora nodorum SN15, 429 nucleotides. RefSeq lists its product as hypothetical. The transcript has 2 exons. NCBI's taxonomy places the organism in Eukaryota, Fungi, Ascomycota, Dothideomycetes, Pleosporales, Phaeosphaeriaceae. The record is from RefSeq and is a predicted model, not a curated record. The coding region runs from base 1 to 429 and encodes 142 amino acids.